AUUUAUGAAGAGCGCCUAACACAACAUUGCCGCCACCGUCAGCACUAUGUCUGAAUUCGACUUAACAAAGAAGAUAAGUAGUUUUCUAGAUAAACACCUAACUUUACCACUGCUGGAAUACAUAUGUGUCAAAAAUAUAUAUGAUGAAAAAAGCAUUUUGAAGACCAAAUGGGAAGUUCUCUUGGGGACUUCUAUGGUUGAUUAUGCCGCAGAUACUUAUAGAAGUAUAUACGAAACAGAGCCUCCAAAAGGCUUACUUGACAAGAGAGAAAAAGUCUUAGAGAGUAUCCAAGAAACGGAGGUUAAGUUAAAACCAGUGAAGGUAAUAUUUAGUCAAGAAACAAUGAAAGAAGUUGCUCAAUGUAAAAACGCUAAAGAUCUGUUGACUAGUUUGGAAACUAAAUACAACUUCAAGACAGAGAUGCUUAACGAUAUGUUUGAUGCUGCACGCGUAUUUUAUGAUGCCGGAAAUUACAACUUAUCAUCUGAAUAUCUAAAAAUAGUCCGCCAGCUUGUAACCCCUGGGACACAAAGACAUUUGGAUGCCAGUUGGGGCCGCCUAGCCAGUGAGAUAUUAGUCCAAAACUGGGAUGAAGCAUUGGAGGAUUUAGAAAAGUUGAAGGAUGCUAUAGAUUGUCAAAAUGAAGAUAGACCUGCAUCUCGUACAUAUUUAAUACAACUACAACAGCGUACAUGGAUGUUACACUGGUCACUUUUUGUUUUUUUCAAUCAUCCCCAGGGCAAAGAAAAAUUAAUUGAAUGGUUUAUGCAAAAUACAACACAUUUGAACGCUAUUCAAACGUUGGCGCCACAUUUAUUGCGUUACCUUACUGUGUGCGUAAUCACUAGUACUGAUAAAAAGAAAAAGAAUCUUAUACGAGAUUUAAAAUAUCUUAUUCAACAGGAAAGUUAUUCUUAUCGUGAUCCAGUUACUGAAUUCUUUGAGUGUUUAUUUGUGAAAUUCGAUUUCGAUGGAGCUCAACAAAAACUUCGAGUUUGUGAAACUGUCCUGCCAAAUGAUUUCUUCUUAACUGGAUGUUAUGAUGAAUUUAUGGAGAAUGCUCGUUUACUUAUGUUUGAAUCAUUUUGUCGAAUACAUCAUAGUGUUGGAAUAAGUGUACUUGCUGAAAAGUUGAAUAUGGAUGUGGAUGAUGCGGAAAAAUGGAUUGUAAAUUUAAUACGCAACGCUCGUAUGGAUGCGAAGAUAGAUUCCCAAAAGGGUGUUAUUGUAAUGGGAACACAGAAUGUUUCACCGUAUCAACAAGUUAUUGAACGAACUAAGAGUAGUGGAACAUGUGCUCAUAAACUAUUGGAAAGAUUGCGUUGGGAGAAAUCAAUCGAUACAGAACUGUUGGCAGUCAGUUCGUUCGUUAGUUAGUUAUGGACCUCUUCAAAUCUGCACGUCUAUUGAUUUGAUGAUUGUUGUUGAAAAGACAAAAAUUGUUUCUUUUUCCUAUUGAUGAAUUUUUUUUCUAAACACUAUGAAGUAAUAAUUAUUAUCACUAAUAAGUAUAUCCAUUCAAUUGACAUAUGUUUACUGGUGUAUCAUAUACUUCCUACUGUUGCUUGUUUGUGUUUGACUACUGGGAUUCAUUUAGGGAAUAUCGUUUAGAUAAUUCGAAUCUCUUUCUGUAUAUGUAAAUGAAAUUGACAUAACAGAUUGAUUACGUAAAAGAUGAUUGGUUUUCUUCAAUUUCUUGACAUUUUUAUGAUACACUAUUCUUUACAAUUUGGUAAUGGAUUUUCUGUCAUCAAUAAUUGAUUUCUUAUUUUUUUUUGGAAGGGAGUUAUUAUGGAGAGAUGAUAAAUGAUUUUAGGUCAUAUUAAAAUUCCUGAUAAAAAUCCAACUGUUUAUUAAUAAUAUCGUAAUUCAGUCAUACUACAUU
Molecule: messenger RNA, 1886 nt
Organism: Schistosoma margrebowiei
Lineage: Eukaryota; Metazoa; Platyhelminthes; Trematoda; Strigeidida; Schistosomatidae
Source: the annotation of a GenBank genome assembly